AUGGCUCAUUCUCAGCUGACCGAAUAUCAAAUUCCAAAUGCUUUAUAUGGUCUCUACCUUGUCUUCGAGAGCAGGAUUGAGAAAUUGAUUAAAUCUGCAAAUGUAAGCUUAAAAACCCAAAUUAAAAACGAUCAUCCCAAUAUUAUACUUUACAACCCUCAAUACUUCUCAGGGAGAAAGAGUGGUAGUGGUAGUAAAAAUUUGGAUCUAUCAGAACAUAGCAUCAAUUUUCAAGAAUCUCAAACCAGAAACGUUACAGACAAAUUCGUUUCACGGGGCAUUCUAUCAUAUGAAAUGCAAUGUGGAAAUAGUGGAGAUAAGUACCUUAUAAUUACAUGGGCUAUCAAAUCCUACAUAAAAAGUGGGAGCAAUUCAAUGAAUAUCAACAUAUGUGAUAAACCAGUAACCAAGGAUAAUCACUAUUCUUGUUACAAAAAAUUACAUUCAGAAAACGAGAGAAAAUAUUCUGGCAGUUGUGUUAAAGUUUCUGGAUCCAUUUAUAAUGUAUGUGGAAGCAUUACAGAUGGGGCAAAUGCGAAAAUGAGUGUCUCCGUCGAAAAAACAAAUCAAACAGAUAUUGAUGGACCUGCUGUACAAUGUGAUGAAAAAGAAGUUUCACCUUAUAACUGUGGACUACUGUCACCAGAGGAAGAGAGUAUAGUGACUUUAAAUGGAUUUAUUCCAUCCCAAUAUCCAACAGUUCCCAAACCUCCUUCACUUGAAGUUAAUGCUUGA
This is a messenger RNA of Diversispora eburnea, 735 nucleotides long. The record is from the annotation of a GenBank genome assembly. NCBI's taxonomy places the organism in Eukaryota, Fungi, Glomeromycota, Glomeromycetes, Diversisporales, Diversisporaceae.